This is a messenger RNA of Myxozyma melibiosi, 1999 nucleotides long. RefSeq names its product zinc cluster transcriptional activator. Bases 142 to 1524 code for a protein of 460 amino acids. NCBI's taxonomy places the organism in Eukaryota, Fungi, Ascomycota, Lipomycetes, Lipomycetales, Lipomycetaceae. Gene Ontology annotation, molecular function: DNA-binding transcription factor activity, RNA polymerase II-specific; zinc ion binding; RNA polymerase II transcription regulatory region sequence-specific DNA binding. Gene Ontology annotation, biological process: regulation of DNA-templated transcription. Gene Ontology annotation, cellular component: nucleus. The transcript has a single exon. The record is from RefSeq and is a predicted model, not a curated record.
UGUGAGUAAGAUGAAUAGCAGGUAGAUUUUUGUUUUGUUUUUGAUGGUGUUGAGAGUUGAGCUGACGCGCGGUGGAUUAGGUUGAAUAGCUUUCUUAAACCAGCAGAGAGAACAGCGCAGGGAACAGGAGCACGACAGAAUAUGUCACCCAACAGUGGGUCUCAGAGCAGUGGCAGCGGGGCUGACUCGCCGGAAGAAACGUCGGAGAAUCAUCGGUCCGGGGGAGGUAGUUCACGAGGAUCAAAGAGACGGAAGGUCGACCACGCGUGUGUUUAUUGUCGACGGUCGCAUAUGACGUGUGACUCCCAGAGGCCGUGCUCGAGGUGCGUGAAGCGAAAUAUCGGGCAUCUGUGCCGCGAUGAAUCAAAGGAAGGAUCGCCGGGGGCCCAGCAGCAGCCAAUUAAGGAAGAAAAAGGUGGAGAGGGGAAAGCAGGAGGACAGCAAAAUAUCGGGGCCCCGUUGUCGAUUGACGAGAGUACGCACGCGUCGCCGGAGGAAUGGGCAUCGAUCCUGGGCGGGUCGACGAAUCUGUUGACGAACCUGACGCCGUACCAGCAGCCGCUGUUUUAUAGUGAAGGGGCGGGGAGUGAGUUUUCGUCGCUGAAUGAUUUUCUGACGAUGAUUGAGGAUAUUCCGCCGGCGGUGAGCAAUAAGAAUGGCGAGAAGAGCAGGGGGUUGAUGGAGGCGCCGACGCCGACUGUGUCUGAGAAUGUGGUGUUUCGGAGUAGUUUACCAGAGAUUGGGGCGGAGCAAGAGGAAGUUGAGGAGCCAGAGCAUCAGCAGGAGCAGCAUAAUCCGCUUUCGGCACGGGCGAAUGGGAAUUUGACGCUGACGACGGCGACGACGCCGAUUCAUAUGCCAGAGACGGCGAAGGACAAGUUCUUUUUGACGGCUGCGGAUCCGGCGGAUGGGCCGGGACGGACGCCGGAGGAGCGGUUGAAGCAGGUUAUUAAUGCAAAGCUGGAGGCGGGAUUGCUGGCGCCGUACAACUACGUGAAGGGGUAUGCGCGGCUACAGCGGUAUAUGGACCGGCAUAUGGCGCCGGGGUCGAGGCAGCGGAUUCUGAAGCCGCUGUCGAUAUUCCGGCCCGCGUUUCGGGCGAUUGCGCAGACGCUGAUUGAUGUUGAUUUGGUGCUGGUGGAGGAGGCGUUUGAGCGGAUGCUGCUGGACUACGACCGGGUGUUUACGUCGAUGGCGAUUCCGGCGUGUCUGUGGCGACGGACGGGGGAGAUAUAUCGGGGGAACAAGGAGUUUGCGGCGCUGGUUGAGGUUCCGGUGGAGGAGUUGCGGGACGGGAAGAUUGCGAUAUACGAGGUGCUGAGUGAGGACUCAGUGGUGAAUUACUGGGAAAAGUACGGGAAUAUUGCGUUUGACUCUGGGCAGAAGGCGGUGUUGACGAGCUGUACGUUGAAGUCGAGGGAUGGGCAGACGCAGCGGCAGUGCUGUUUUAGUUUUACGAUACGGAGGGACCGAUACAACAUUCCGAGUUGUAUAAUAGGGAAUUUUAUCCCUAUCCACAACUGAGUGAACUGAAGUGAACUGAAAGUGACGAGGGUCUACGCGUGUGGUUAUUGUUUACUAUGUUUGCUAAAUAGACUAUUCUAAUCAAGGGUGCAGACAAAUACGGUUUCGGGGCAGACUCUAAUUCCGAGAAGGGGAAGAGGGUUACGCGGCCCGGGAGAGUCUACGUCAGAAGACGCGUCGGCGAGGGAUGAGGAAGAGGAGGAUGACGAGUGACGAGUUCAGGGAGAGCACCGAUGUUUCUUGUUAGACUGUAUCUCGAACAGGACAAACACUGACGACGAUGACGAGUAACCUCUGUUCUUCCUCUUCCUCUCUUCUCGGACUGGCCGGGCUCCGGUUCGGGGCGGUGAUGAUUAGGGUUUGUUCAGGUGCAAACAGGCGGAAAUGAGGAUUGCUCGAGCCCGAAGGAGAUAGCGACGGGAGAUUGCGGUGGAUCAGAAUGAUGAUAGUUGACGAUAGUGGCAGAUAUGUGGAU